AUGUCGAUUAGAGAAGGACGUGCGCCCAAUUCUAGUUCGCCGGAGUCCUUGAUGGUGGUGAAUCUCUCCACCUAUCGGAUUGAAGGCGAAUUCGAUGCUGGUGGCUGCGGCACGGUGUUGGUGGGCAGCCAUGCCCGCUCCAAGCAGCCGGUGGUGAUGAAAAUGGCCAGCAAAGAGGUGGACCGGCUCCUGCUCGCCACGGAGCGCCGGAUCUAUGCGCGGCUGCCGAAGGCCCGUGGAUGGCCCAGACUCAUCGACGCCGGUACGUAUCGCAAACGCGACGUGCUGGUUUUGGAGCGCCUGGGGCCAUCACUGCAGGACUUACUGAACUUGUGCGGAGGACGCUUCGGUCUGAAGACGGUUUCGCAGCUAGCGCUGCAACUGCUCGACAGGCUGGAAACAUUCCACGAGCUGGGGUACGUUCACCGCGACCUGAAGCCGGACAAUGUCCUGCUGGGUCGCGGAACGACCCGCAAGACGCUGCACUUGAUCGACUUCGGUCUUGCCGAGCCGUAUCGGCACCCACGCACGGGGGAACACAUAGCGCAGGAUGCGUUUUUCCCGUGCGCCGGAACGAUCGAGUUUGCACCAGUGUUCGCUCAUCUGGAGUAUACCGAGCAGGCGAGAUGA
This is a messenger RNA of Anopheles arabiensis, 630 nucleotides long. Its product is annotated as casein kinase I-like. The transcript has a single exon. Gene Ontology annotation, cellular component: cytoplasm; nucleus. The coding region runs from base 1 to 630 and encodes 209 amino acids. Lineage: Eukaryota; Metazoa; Arthropoda; Insecta; Diptera; Culicidae. The record is from RefSeq and is a predicted model, not a curated record. Gene Ontology annotation, molecular function: ATP binding; protein serine/threonine kinase activity. Gene Ontology annotation, biological process: signal transduction; endocytosis; peptidyl-serine phosphorylation.